AAGCCGCAUUUAUUAUACGAUCGAGGUGAAAUUUUUAAAACAAUAUUUGUUUGGCCCAAGGACGAACCCUAUUGAAAUUGGUGAUAAUCGGAACAGAUUUAGAUAUAGCUCCAAUACAUAUUCAACCAAUUUCGGGUUAAUUGUGCACUAAACAGCCAAUAUCAGUCCAAAUCACCUGAAUUUUGGCAUAUCCGACCGAAUACAGUCUAGAAGCAAAUACAUCAAAUUUCGUGAAAAUCGGUUCAGAUACAGCUAUAGCUCCGAUUUGGCGUUUAAGUACCUCACAUUCGUAAUAUGCAUUCGACAACAAUGAUAUUUGGUACCAGAUAUCUUAUAGAGCUCGGAAAUACCUCUGCCAAAUUUUAUCAGGAUUGGUUCAGAUUUGGAUAUAGCUCCCAUAUAUAUGUUCAACCGAUUGCGGGUUAAUUGUGCACCAAAUGACCAAUAUCUGCCAAAAAGUCCUACAUUUUGGUACACCCGACCGAAUUCAGUCUAGAAAAAAAAGCAAUUAGGAAAUGUCUCUGUCCCAAGGAGAAACCAUUGGAUCCAGCCUACGCCCGUCUUAUUAUAUUAAAAUCGUAUGAAACACAAAAUGGUCAUCGUAUACUGAGUAUGCCGCAACAACAGGAACUGACUUCAAAUAGAUUUUCCAUGUGGAAAUUUUGUAUUUUAAUGCAUAAAAUCUUGCACGAAGGGUAUGAACAAAUUCUUAUAGAUAGUUAUGCAAAUAUUGCGCAAUUCGGAAAAUUGGCAAACUUUUGGUCGAGUCAAACAACACAUCAUCUGGCACAAUGUAUUAUCCAAUACUGUAAAGUUUUGCAAAGAAAAAUUAUAUUUCAUCAGACCUAUCGACACAUUAAAGGCAAUUUUGAAUGUGAUUAUGAAAAGGAUUUAGAUAUCAAUACAACCUUUCAGCUAUGUUUGGAUAUGUGUGACUAUUUGGAAGAUCUGCUGGAUCUGCAGCAUCUUAUAUUUAUUGACUUGACAACUAAUCAAAUUUUUCCGGAUUCAAAACAAGGUUUAUGUCGUUUGACAGCCUUUACAACCAUUAUGACAGAAUGUAAUUUGAUGUAUCAGCAUUUAGUGGAUGUUUUACGAUUACUGCACUCACAAUUGUCGCCAGAUUAUAUUUCCGGCUUAAGUGUACGCUUUAACAAUGUGAUAUUUAUUCAACUGCGGAGAUUUUAUGAACAAGUUCGGUCGCUUCCCUUGUCAUCAAACUAUUUCGACGUACCAGUAUUGCCAACGGAAUCACCCAUAGUAACAGGUGUAUAUUACACAACACCAGCCAUAAAUAGGAAUAGUCAUGAGCCAAGUGCACCAUUAAUAACCGAUUUAGACUAUUAGUUAAGAUGGUGUAAAUAUUGAGUAUGUGAAUUUAUAUAGGUUUUAAAGGUUUUCCUUUACACAUGUAAUUAUGUGUAUAUUGCAUUCAUAAGAUAUAAUUAACAUGAACUAUAUAGAUAUUAAAAUUAUAUGGUCAAAUUACUUUAAUUUACAAUUUAAAUAUAUUAAAGCGUUUUUUAUUGUUUUUGUUUAUUUUGCAAUCGUUCUGAAGAUUUUGUGAAAUAUGCUCUGUGUACCACAUGCUUUAGCGGCAAUAACAUGUAUGUAAACCUUGACAACUGAUAUGAUAUGGUAAGGAGGAAAUAAUUUUCCUUUCUUCUAAAAUUGGAAAAAUAAAUAUAAGAUCUAAUUAAA
Molecule: messenger RNA, 1701 nt
Organism: Musca domestica (house fly)
Lineage: Eukaryota; Metazoa; Arthropoda; Insecta; Diptera; Muscidae
Product: huntington interacting protein related 1
Exons: 3
Coding region: 613-1347 (244 amino acids)
Biological process (GO): clathrin coat assembly; actin filament organization; endocytosis
Cellular component (GO): clathrin-coated vesicle; actin cortical patch
Molecular function (GO): phosphatidylinositol-3,5-bisphosphate binding; phosphatidylinositol-3,4-bisphosphate binding; actin filament binding
Source: RefSeq, a predicted model, not a curated record